This is a messenger RNA of Anopheles coustani, 6017 nucleotides long. It is a transcript of the gene Tsc1, whose product is annotated as hamartin. The record is from RefSeq and is a predicted model, not a curated record. The coding region runs from base 920 to 5071 and encodes 1383 amino acids. The transcript is spliced from 6 exons. Gene Ontology annotation, biological process: regulation of cell cycle; negative regulation of TOR signaling; negative regulation of cell population proliferation. Lineage: Eukaryota; Metazoa; Arthropoda; Insecta; Diptera; Culicidae. Gene Ontology annotation, cellular component: TSC1-TSC2 complex.
UCUAAAUAUGAUCGAUUUGGCGUAGGACUCCGCAAAUAGUGCCCUAGCGAAGGUUAUGGCCACGGUGCAUUAUAUUUUGUGGCCAACGUUACCAAAGUUAACCGCAAUGACACUUUGUCGAUGAGUGAAAUGUCAAAAGUGUAUUGUUAAUUUGGCAUUUGGAACCCGAAAUGAAUUGAUGGUGCAGUAGGAAAAGUGAAAACAUUCUGAGCAUGGAAAAGAAAUAGAAUCGCCGAAAAGCUGUCGUUUUGAUACGGAUUGAAAUCGCGUAGUCCCUGCGUCGAGAGCCCGGCAGUGCACGGAGGUGAACUCUUGCUAAUAGAUUACUCAUUUGUGUGCAUUACAAUACUGUCAUCCCGGGUCUACGUCGGGACUAGCGAAGAUUACAGAAAGUACUUUGGAAACGAGGCAGAGAAUAGAAGAAAAGAAAAAAAACAACAGGAGCAGUAAAAUCGUUCGACCGCCUGAUGGCCGCUCUGUUCAGUUCCGAAAGGUAGUGCUCGUUUUUGGUUCAUAUCGACCGACAAUUUGCCAUGCAAUGCUGGUUCCUGAAGCUGUCGGUCGUGUUAAUAAAGUAUGAUAAUACGGCAACAGUUGCCCAAUCCAAGUGACCAUUAUCAUCAUCGACAACAGCGACACAUCGACGACAACGAAGACGACGCAUACGAUAGUGUUGUAAAAGCGAACACACAUUUUCAGCUGACUAAUCAAGCCGGAUUGUUGUUGCCGACCUACCGGCGCACCGGGAGAAACUCUCGCGUUGGCGGACACGGUUGUGGUGGUCAAAAACAAUACCGGACCGGAAUAUCCCCGAGAAUCGUCAAUCAAAUUGCAGUCCUCUGCAAAACGAGAACGAGUUUGGACGAACACUGAUUGACGACGACGUCGGUCGGUACGGAAAACAACCCAAUUUGCAAGGAUGGACGUGGCUAAACUGUUCGAUGACCUCGAGUCAAACAACAUGGAGCGGGUCGAUGAAGUGAAACGAAAGUUUCAGGAGAUUUUUGCCUCAACUAAGGAAUCCUGGCUGGCGUAUAACAUGAUGGAGUACUUUGGUCAAACAUCUUCGGUGCGCAUCGUGGACAUCCUGGUAAAGGUACAGCAUCCGCACGAUAAGCACAUCUUCGACAAGCUCUCCGAGUGGAUACGUAGCGGUUCAUCGAAAACGCUUGGCCUGACGCUGUUCGGGCACAUUAUCCAAAAGCGACCACUCUGGCUUUACAAGGUUGGCUCGCAUCAGCUCGUGAAGGACGUGCUGAAAUUAUCCAAGAUAGAGAAGGACAUCAGUUCGCUGAUUAACGCCGUGCUGUGCAUCAUCGAUCUGUUGCCGGUGAUUCCGCUUGUGAUGGGAAGCUUCGUGCAGGACCUGUUUGAUGUGUUCAACUAUCUUGCCACCUGGAACCAGAACGAGUCGCACCUGCCCGAGUAUCAGCUGAUCCAUCUGCAGUUCGGGCUGUACGAGUUGUUCACCCGGCUGUAUGGGAUGUAUCCGUGCAAUUUUGUGGCCUUUCUCAAGCAGGAGUACGCGUCUCCGGGCGGACGGCAGGCGGUAUUUCAGCACACGAUCAAACCGUUGCUCGAUACCGUCAAGAUUCACCCGAGGCUGGUCCUGUCCGAUCGGGACAGCGAGACGAGCCAGCAGCGGUGGAAAAACAUGGAACCACACGAUGUGGUCAACGAGUGUGCGCGUAUGUCGCUCGAGUACCUCGAAUCGCAAGCACUGGAAGGGCCGCAGUCGCAGCUACUUGGGUUGGGUACGGGAAUGAACGCCAGCGGCAACGAAUGUCCUUGCUACAUGACUCCAAUCAAACCGAUCGAGUAUACGGCCGGGAGCGGUGAGGGAAGUGAUACAUUCGAGUUUCAAUGGAAAGCGAACGUGAACUAUUUCAACACCUGCUCGCUCGAUCAGCAGCUGAGCACGAUCGCUACGCAGAACGCUUUUCUUUCGCCGAACAUGCAACCAACGCCACCACCGACCAGUACGAGUACGGUACCGCCUCCGCACACUCCCAUCCCUACGCCUAGCUUCUCGAUUCCGGCUCACCCGACCCCGCAACCCGCGGCCGCUGAUGGUGCGUCACCUCCAGAGGCGGCGGUCGAGGCAACACCCGAAACGACCCCGUUAAAAGACAUCAAACAAUCGACUACACCUGCCUCCACUGGCUCGGCCCCAACCCGGGUCCUUCCGAACACGGUCAAACCGAUCACGGGUCGUGCAAUCUGGACGGCACACCAGCCGGCUUCUCCGAUAAAGAAAGAUGCCGGUCAGACGCACUUUCCUUACGACGAUACGCCUCCGGUGGUCACUUCGAAACGGUUGCUGCGUGUCGUUAGCCAACGUCAGUCACAGUUGCAGCUAUCCGAAGCGUCCACUGGGACGACCUCAACGAUGUCCACCGCCAACAGCACCACGACCACCACUACAACCACGAGCAGUAGCGUACCCUCCAGUCCGCUACCGAUCGAUCAGUUGCAUCAAUCCUCAUUUGCGUCGAACCUUCCGGUUUCAGUAACAACAACGCCGCUGAUAACCACUUCUCCUAACGCAAGCCGAAACGAGUCACCGAUGGUGCCGAUUGUCGCUAACGCUGGGCGCUCCGGCGGAGCACCCGACCAUCAUCAGCCGAUCAUCAGCCGGGAGGACCAGGAAGUAAACGACAUCAACAGCCCGCACUUGCAGUCGAUGCCGCACUCGCAGUCGCUUCCGGUCGAUACGACGGCAGUUAAGCUGCGAGACCUGUACGCCGACGAAGAUCCGGACCAGGUGGAGGGUUCACCCUGUUCGGCCGGUGGGCUGCACUUUAAGAAUUCCCAAUCGGUCAUCAAUUACACGCGCCGCCGGCUGCACAGCCACUGCCUGGUGGACUCGUCCGAUCCGUACUACAGUACGGGCACCUCACCGGCGGACACGAGCGGUAAUUUCAUCCGGAACGGGUCGUCAAUGGCCUCCCAGUUACUGGGAGUGUACGGUGGUGGUGGUGGGUCGAUUCCCUCUAGAGAACCAACCGGGCGCGUGAACUUCAGUGCUCAGCUUCCCGAGCCUUUGCAGCUUUACCAAAACCUACAGCAGCUCGAGCAACAGCAGCAGCAACCAACACAGCCGCACCUGUACUACACCCACAGUCAGUGUCAUCAUCACAUUCAUCUGCAUCAUCAGCACCAUCACCAUCAUCACCACGGGCAGCAUCCGUUGGGUGUGCAGCAUGGCGGCGGCCUUCACCCCCGUCGUCAUUCGCUGCCAGAUCUCAAGCACUUUGCGCUCAAGGUGGACCCGAAACUGUUGCUCGGUUCGCUGGCCAAACGUCCAAGCGAACGUCACCAGAUACUAUCACAAGUGCUGAGCGAUACGAAUGGUGCCGGCGGUGGUGGUGGUGGUGGAGGUAUUGUUGGUAGCGGAUCGUCAUCGGAAGGUGUUGGCAGUAAUGCGGACAGCAGCCCUUCGGAGGAGGAAGCGAUCUCGGCGGCGACCCACUUUCACCGCAAGCAGGAGCAGCUCGCGCGCAAUCAGGAACUUUUCCAGCAGUUGAGAAACAACCUAACGAACGUUGUCGUUGCCGCACCUGCAUCUCAUUGUAACGCCACGCGUCCCCAGUAUCAUGGUAUAACGCAUCCACGACCCGAGCGUGACGGGUCGCUCGGGACUGGUGGUGGUGGUACAUCCGGUGGUGCUCCGGCCACAACAUCAUCCUCGAAGAUCUCGACCGCGUCGCAAACGAUCAUCAGCUGGCCACAACCGUACGAGCAGAUAUUCUACGGCAUUCUGCAGGAGGAACUGCGCUUUAAAAAUAGCGUAUCGAAGGCAGCGAUCGACCGGCAGGUGCACCACUUUGUGUCCGGGCGCAUCGAUCAGAUCAUGGUACUCGAUCAGUACGUCGAGAUGUGCGCCAAAAACCGGGCCGCCCUGGCCGAGUGCGCCGGUAGUCGGAGUGCACUGCCCGAGUCGUACUACCAGGACCACAUACGCCUGCUAUUGCUGCAGCUACAGUACGAGCGCCAUCGGCGGGAAAUCCAUGCCGAACGGAACCGGCGGCUGCUGGGCAAGAGCCGCAAGAUACGCGCCCUCGAGCAGAACAACGACGCACUGAAGGACCAGGUGGCACGACUGACGCGCGAAAUCGCAUCGCUCAAUGCGGAACUGAGCCUGGUGCGGCGGAAGACGAACGCAGAGCUACAGGAGGCGUCCAGGGAGUGCGUGCGCUGGAAGGAGGCGCUCUACGGUGAGCAAGAGCGUGGCAAGGAGUUGAUGCUUAAGAUCGAAGCGCUUCAGGUGGCCAUGAAGGACGAGACGGCGCAGCGACGGGAGGUACAGAUACAGCUCGAGCAGGCUCAGGGCGAGCUGUUCGAUCUGCGCAACGAGCUUCGGCAGGCGCUGGGUAAGGCGGACCUGGGUCAGCAAUAUCGCGAGGAACUGACCCGCCUCCAGUCGGAGCUGAUCAUGCUGGGUGAGGUGCAGUUGCGGUGUAAGGAGAAAAUGACCGAACUGGAUCGCCUUCGAGCACGUGAGGCUGAAAUAGCGCUCAUGAAAGCGAACUACCACGAAGAGUGGAAAGAGCUCAAGUUUGCGCUGCAGCAGAAAUCGGCUCAACUGGACACGGCGAAAGAGCGACAGGCGGAACUGGAGCAGCAGCUGAUCAAGCGCGAGGAAACCGUUACACUCCAGAAGCGUACGCUGAAAGCCGUCAAGGAGGAAUACCAGGAGAAGUUUAAAGCACUGGAGAGCAAGUACGAAGCACAAAAGGCUAUUAUUAUUCGCAUGGAGGACACCAUCGAGGAGCUGCGGGUGAACAGCUGUGUGGCCAAGUCGCCCGAUUCCGACAGAACCGAUGCAGUCGGCUCCCUGGACCACACGUCCCCGCUGUCGAUAUCGCUAGCCUCCAGUGAAGGCCUGUCGGAAAUACGGAACCUUUCGGCUCUGGUCGCGCAAAAUUCGGCCGGUCUCGGGGCUCAGCUGGGCGGCGGCAAUCCGAUGCCGCCAAGCAUGAUGAACAGUGGCAUCAGUGGCGCCGAGCUAGACUCGAACCUGCCCACCCCGACCACCGGUGGUGGUGGUGGCCUCUUGCCGGAUCCAUAACGUCAUGCGGAUCUUACGUGCGUUGUCUCUUAACUGUUUCGUGUUUUGUUUCUUUUUGUUGUAGAUGAGAGGUACUUUCUUGCGCUUCAGUGUUAGUUCCACUGGGACCGCUCGGACCGAUUCGAUUGUUGUUUCUUUUUUCAUCCACUAUCCAGUUUAGUUCGAUCUGUGUUCAGGGAGAAAAGUGCUUAACUUCUUUUUGCACCACACAGAACUCACAAUCAAGUUUUUUGGGCGACGAAGCACAACUUGGUCUGAGCUUGAUCUUGUUCUCCGGUUAGGCCGUGAACGGAUAGACCAACGGAACCAACGACUCCGAUGGCUGCGCCCGUCUUAGUCUAGGCCUCUAGCUCUAAUCCCCAUCAUUAGCUAAAUCACGCCAUAACACGCGUCAACCGCGAGCUGCGACAAUGAAGUUAUAGUUUGAAAACGCCAAAGUGAAACGAACGAGAUCGAACAAGAAACUCGAGAAUGGAAUUGAUAUGAGAAAAAGAAUUCCGAACGCAAAAAUGUUCAGGAAAAUUAUAUAUAUAGAAAUAUAAAUAUGUAUAUUACAGUUAGGCACACCGAAAUUCUCCCCCAAAAAAUAAACACACACACACACACACACACAGAUAAACACCCACUAACAAUAAAACACAAUAAACACGUACACAUCUUUGGCGAUAACAUGUCAUGCGGAUUGGAGGGGGAUAUAAAAAAAAAAGGUAAUUCAACAAAUUUAACACGUUGUGCAUGCGCAUGAGUCAACAUGAGACUGGAUUGUAAUUUGAAUUCUCGAACAGUUAGUGCAGCGAAUGAUGAAAUACAAAGAGCAGAUGCACCCGGCCCCGGAGCUCCCAAGAGCUCCGAGGGCUGACGAUGCAAUGCUAGCGCUAGGGAAAGGUAAGUUGUCCUACCGGAAGAUUUUGGACAGUCAGGGGCGAUAGGAAGGAUAAUAAACAAA